Messenger RNA from Olea europaea var. sylvestris, 1382 nucleotides. RefSeq names its product inositol 1,3,4-trisphosphate 5/6-kinase 4. The transcript is spliced from 8 exons. The record is from RefSeq and is a predicted model, not a curated record. Gene Ontology annotation, biological process: inositol trisphosphate metabolic process. Gene Ontology annotation, molecular function: ATP binding; inositol-1,3,4-trisphosphate 5-kinase activity; inositol-3,4,5,6-tetrakisphosphate 1-kinase activity. Gene Ontology annotation, cellular component: cytoplasm. Bases 49 to 1092 code for a protein of 347 amino acids. NCBI's taxonomy places the organism in Eukaryota, Viridiplantae, Streptophyta, Magnoliopsida, Lamiales, Oleaceae.
UCUUCCAUUUUGAUUUUCCAGGUCAAACAGGCAGGGGGUAAAGAGACCAUGACAGUGGGUUAUGUAAUGAAGCGUUCUCGGGAAGAAGAUUUUGCCAAGAGAGGUGCCUUCCCAUUGCGUCCAACAGAAAAUGGGUUGAUAUUUUUGCCCCUUAAUUAUGAACUGCCCAUAUCAUAUCAGUUGCAGCAAGUUGAUGCAAUUCUUCACAAAGCAACUGAUGAGAUUGUGGCUGUUGAAAUGGUCAGUUCUGCAGAAUUUGCUAACCAGAUUACUUUCACAAGAAAUAUGGAGCAGUUGAAAAGGUAUAUUGAAUGCCAACCAGAUUGCUGUGUAAUCGAUCCAUUCAGUAACAUUUACCCUGUAUUGGACCGUCUCAAAAUUCAGCAGAUUCUGCUUGGUUUGGAAAAUCUCAAUAUAAAAGGCCACUGUAAAAUUAGGGGGCCCAAUUUUCUCAAGGUUGAUAGCUUUUAUGAGCUGGAUUUAGAACAAAGUCUAGUUGAAGCCAAGUUGGCUCUUCCAAAUAUAGUGAAACCUCAAGUUGCUUGUGGUGUAGCUGAUGCUCACAGUAUGGCAAUUGUUUUCAAGGUGGAUGACUACAAGGAUCUCGAUGUUCCUCUUCCAGCUGUUGUGCAGGAGUACGUGGAUCAUUCAUCUUUGCUAUAUAAAUUCUACGCCUUGGGGGGGAAGAUAUUUUAUGCAGUUAAGAAAUCUACACCUAAUGCAGAUACCUUGAUGAAAUUAUCUGAGGAGAAGGGACUCAAACCAUUGCUGUUUGACAGCUUAAAAUCUCUACCCAUUGCUAAAGAAAACCUGCAAUCUGGAUGUCAAGAGCACCUCAAUUCCAAUGAUCAGCAUAUUGAUCUUGGCCUUGUUACUGAUGCUGCAGAUUGGCUUAGAAGGAUGCUUGGCCUUACAAUUUUUGGCUUUGAUGUUGUUAUUCAAGAAGGCACUGGUGACCAUGUGAUUGUGGAUGUGAAUUAUCUCCCUUCAUUCAAGGAAGUUCCUGAUGAUACUGCAAUUCCUGCCUUUUGGGAAGCUCUAAAGGAGAAGAUUGAUUCAGAAAAGAGUAAACAACCUAGAAAAGCUUCUUGAUCACACUGGGGAUUCUUGGUUAUGAAGGCAAGUGUUGUAAAUCAGCUAAAACCAUUUUGGCUUGUUUGGUAUGUUGAUUGGAUCCCACCAAAUGGAAUUAAGAAAAAUAAGUAAAAAUUUUGUGGGUAGUUGUUGUCCACUGGGUAUUGGGACCAGGUGAACUUUCUUUGUGAAAAAUGAACAAAAUUAGACGCAAUUAUGAAGUUUGUUAACAUUUUCAGUUAGUUUGGCAUUCAAUUCAAUGAGCUAGUUUGUAUUGAAAUACUAUAAUGUGUAAACAACUUGUAUUG